AUGGCGGGCAAGGACAAGGCCUUUGAGAGAGUCGAAGCCGCCAUCGCGCAUACGCGGGCGGAUAUCGCAGCAUUGACUCGUUACUUUGACCAAUGCGAGGUGCUGGCCGAACUCUACUCUCGUCCCGUCUAUCUCGCCAAGUCUCGGCGCGGGCAGCAGCGUGCUCAUUUCGCAAUCUUCAUUCCCCAUGCCGCGUACUCAGGCCUUGACCCCAACGACAGGUCCAAACCCUGCAUCGGAACUGUGAUCCAGGUUGUUGGAGCUCCGAUGCUCGGGUAUGCUCACGAAUUUAAACGAAACUAUGACCGCGAGGACGCGGAUGGUGUGGAGACAUUCGUCCAUCUUGGGUCGGUCGGCCCAGACCAUAUUGUCGAGCCUCAGACCACAGCAAUGUCGAGGGACACGGUCGCCACGGGAUUGCUGGAAAGGAUAGCUUUGCAGGUUCCAGCGCCGGGCGUGAACGAGAACUUUAUGGCGCCGGUCAACGACACUACCAACAGGCGAUGCCAGGAAUGGACUAUGGAAUAUCUGCGAAGACUGGUAAGCCAGGGCCACAUUGAGGAGUCUGCGGUUACGAUUGCGCAGGGCGAGCGAGAUCCUCCUGAAUAUGGCAUCGGACUUCGGCGGGUUGGUAGCUAG
Scedosporium apiospermum is the source of this 639-nucleotide messenger RNA. RefSeq lists its product as uncharacterized. The transcript is spliced from 3 exons. The coding region runs from base 1 to 639 and encodes 212 amino acids. NCBI's taxonomy places the organism in Eukaryota, Fungi, Ascomycota, Sordariomycetes, Microascales, Microascaceae. The record is from RefSeq and is a predicted model, not a curated record.